AGUGUCCUUUCAUUUUUUUCCUUUCGUUUUACCUCCCUGACCCCCAAACAGCAUCCCUGAAAAGUGGCUCCGAAAAUUGCCCCAUUCGAUUUUGGAGAUGAGCCCUCAAACUUCGGUGAAUCGGCUAGUGUUCAGUGCCUGGUCACCUCGGGUGACUUCCCGGUUAGCUUUGCUUGGCUCUUCAACGGACGUGAGAUCAAUGAGAACGUAUACGAUGUAUCCAUGGUUAAGUUGGGAAAGAAGAUCAGCGCGUUGUCCAUUGAUAUUGUCCGGGAUCACCACGCUGGCAAUUACACUUGUGUGGCAGUCAAUCGGGCCACCUCCGUUAACUUUACCGCCGAACUGGUGGUGAAUGUGCCCCCAAAAAUCGCACACUUCGAUUUCGGCGAUCAUGCCGUCAACUUUGAGGAGUCCGUCUCCGUGAAUUGCUUGAUCUACUUGGGAGAUCUGCCCAUGGAUAUCACUUGGUUGUUCAACGGGGCCCACAUAAACGCGUAUACUGGAGUGUCCAUAGUCAAGGGUGGCAAGAAGGCGAGCAUCCUGACCAUCGAUUCGGUGCACGCAGGACACGCGGGGAACUACACCUGCAAGGCUCGCAAUGAUGCGGACUCAGCGGAAUACACGGCAGAGUUGAUUGUGAAUGGUAUUGAGGGGGUUUUAGAUGACAAAGAGCUACAUAUUAUUCGUUAGAUUAUAAUUUGAAUCCCCCCACAUCCUUUAAUUCCCAUUAAGCAUUAAUUCCAAAUUGCGCCCUUCGACUUCGGUCAGUCGCCGUCAAGUUUUGAGGACUCGGUUUCCGUGAACUGCCUGGUCACCUCCGGCGAUCUGCCCAUCGACAUCGAGUGGUUAUUUGGCGGGGAGCCAAUCAACUUUGCCACAGGCAUUGCAAUUCUUAGAGGGGGCAAACGGACUAGUCUUCUGACCAUAGAUUCAGUGCACGCGGGUCACGCGGGAAAUUACACCUGCAAGGCGAAGAACCAAGCAUCGAGCAGCGAGUACUCAGCGGCCCUGAUUGUGAACGGUUGGCAGGGAAACCCUUUAUUACCUCAAGUUAUAUGAUUGUUUGGUUUUUGAAUUUCGGACUUUUAUUUUCCCUAUUCCCUCCCUC
Molecule: messenger RNA, 1108 nt
Organism: Drosophila mauritiana
Lineage: Eukaryota; Metazoa; Arthropoda; Insecta; Diptera; Drosophilidae
Product: Down syndrome cell adhesion molecule homolog
Exons: 2
Coding region: 223-690 (155 amino acids)
Biological process (GO): axon guidance; dendrite self-avoidance; homophilic cell-cell adhesion
Cellular component (GO): plasma membrane; axon
Molecular function (GO): cell-cell adhesion mediator activity
Source: RefSeq, a predicted model, not a curated record